Molecule: messenger RNA, 1556 nt
Organism: Medioppia subpectinata
Lineage: Eukaryota; Metazoa; Arthropoda; Arachnida; Sarcoptiformes; Oppiidae
Source: the annotation of a GenBank genome assembly
GCCAUCACUCAGAUCUGUAUCGCCUGUUGUUGUGAUGCCGAAGCACUCGCUGGCAAUGACUCGAAGGCACUCCUCGAACACCCAAUAUUUGAGGGCGGCUUAUGUCGGCUCUGCUAUGACAACAUACGGGUGACAAUAGUCUUAUCACUGAUGGACGGCAUCUCUUCUGCAAAACUAGCUCUUGAGAAGUUGGGUCUCAAAAUAGAUGCCUAUUAUUCUUCUGAAUCGGACGCCAAUGCCAUCGAAAUAUCGAGAAAUUAUAAUAAAAAUAGCGUUUUAUUUGUUGACUCUAUUGAAAGCAUUACACUUGAAAAGAUCGCAGCCAUGAGUCCAAUUGAUUUAGUCUUAGGAUCUCCUCCACCGGAAUAUUCUUCAAACGCUUCCGUUCGCAAAAGUCUUAUUGAGAACAAAGGGAGCGGUCAUUACUUCUUGUAUUUCAAUCAUAUUUUGCAUUUAAUUCGUCUGACAAACAAGAAUCGGCACAUUUUCUUCUUGUGUGAAAACUCUAAUCCGUUGAGUAAUUCUCAGAGAGAUAUCAUUUCCAACUUAUUUACGUGCAAACCCAUUACAUUAUUUGCUAACAAUUCGUCUCAUAACCGGAACCGAUAUUAUUGGAGUAACAUUCCCGGCAUUAAACGACCACUGCCGCAAACAAUUCAGGAAAAGUUGAUUAGUUUGAUAAACAUUUUGACACAAAAUAUCGCCCUAAAGACCACUUCUGACUCCAACAAGAAGUCAAUGCUAACCGAUUCGGAGGACAAGAAUUUCGAGCCCAAAGAGUUGGAGAAGUUGUUUGAAUUGCCUGAAAACUACACUGACGUCAACUCAUUGCCCUGCAAACCCAUUACAUUAUUUGCUAACAAUUCGUCUCAUAACCGGAACCGAUAUUAUUGGAGUAACAUUCCCGGCAUUAAACGACCACUGCCGCAAACAAUUCAAGAAAAGUUGAUUAGUUUGAUAAACAUUUUGACACAAAAUAUCGCCCUAAAGACCACUUCUGACUCCAACAAGAAGUCAAUGCUAACCGAUUCGGAGGACAAGAAUUUUGAACCCAAAGAGUUGGAGAAGUUGUUUGAAUUGCCUGAAAACUACACUGACGUCAACUCAUUGCCCGUAAACACCAGACAAAGCUUACUAACCCGGUGUUGGUGUGUGUCUAUCCUCUCGCACCUGAUCUGGUCAUUGACUGAUUUCUUCGUUACAAUCGAUCAAAAAUCAAAAUAAUUUCAAAUGUUUUUCAUUAUUAACACAUAUUAUAUUAUAUAUACGUUCAAUAGUAAUAUUGGUUAUGCAUUUGGGUCAAUAACUAAUAAACUGGUAAAGUUAUCAUGGUCAACAUUUCAUUCUGAACAUGAUUCCAUAAACUGGAUGAGUAGAAAUGUUGACCAUGUUAACUUUACCAGUGCAUUAAUUAUCUAGAGCCAUAACCAUUAUUACAGUCCCCAAUAGUAUACAUAUAACUUUAUAAGAUAUCAUUUGUUUUUAAAAUCAAGUCCUAAACAAAGUUAACUAAUUGUUAAUAAUUGAGUCAAAUUAAUGUAUGUUUAAAUUUCGUU